This is a messenger RNA of Moesziomyces antarcticus, 1122 nucleotides long. Its product is annotated as diacylglycerol acyltransferase. The transcript has 4 exons. Bases 1 to 1122 code for a protein of 373 amino acids. Gene Ontology annotation, molecular function: diacylglycerol O-acyltransferase activity. Gene Ontology annotation, cellular component: endoplasmic reticulum membrane. The record is from RefSeq and is a predicted model, not a curated record. Gene Ontology annotation, biological process: triglyceride biosynthetic process. NCBI's taxonomy places the organism in Eukaryota, Fungi, Basidiomycota, Ustilaginomycetes, Ustilaginales, Ustilaginaceae.
AUGUGGCCGCGCCAUCCUGCCUCCGAAACCGCCGGCCAGCGUGCCCAGGCUCACGACGUCGACGAUCGCCCGCUCAACGCCGACGAAAAGACACCCGCCGAUGCUGCUGCUACCGACAAGAAGCGCAGCAGCGAUGCCAUCAACAAGCAGGACGUCAUUCGCCGGCGGCUGCAGACGGCGGGCGUGCUGUUCUGGGCGCUGCUGCUGCCGAUCUGCUUGAGCAUCUUCUUUCUGCUGCUGUCGAUACCCUACGCAUGGCCGAUCCUGAUACCCUAUCUGAUCUGGAUCAACUUUAUCGACGAUGCGCCCGAGAAUGGCGGGCGUCGCUUCUCGUGGGUGCGCAAGCUGCCCGUCUUCCGCUACUUUGCCGAGUACUUUCCCAUCUCGAUGAUCAAGACGACCAACCUGCCCGCGGACCGGCCGUACAUCUUUGGCUACCAUCCGCACGGCAUCCUCGGCGUGGCUGCGGUCGCCAAUCUCGGCACGGACGCCACCGAAUUCCCGGAAAGCUUUCCCGGCAUUACGCCGCACCUGCUCACGCUCGCCACCAACUUUACCAUCCCGCUCUUCCGCGACUGCAUCAUGGCCAUGGGUCUAUGCAGCGUGUCCAAGCGCAGCUGCGAGGCCAUCUUGCGCAAGGGCAAGGGCAGCGCCAUCGCCAUCGUCGUCGGCGGCGCCAGCGAGUCGUUGGCCGCCCAUCCCGGCACCGCCGAUCUCACCCUCCGGAGACGGCUUGGAUUCAUCAAGAUCGCCAUUCGCAACGGCGCCGACCUGGUGCCCGUGUUCUCGUUUGGCGAAAACGACGUGUACGAACAGCUCUCCAACGAAGAGGGCACCAAGAUCUAUGCGCUCCAGAAGCGGUUUCAGUCGCUCUUUGGCUUCACCCUCCCCUUCUUCCACGGCAGAGGCCUGUUCAACUACAGCAUCGGCUUGAUGCCCUAUCGCCAUCCCAUCGUCAGCGUUGUGGGCAAACCGGUGCAUGUCAAACAGAACCCCAACCCGACCAAGGAAGAGAUCGAAGAGGUGCAGACGCGAUACAUCGAAGAGCUCAUGAACAUCUGGGAGACGUGGAAGGACGCCUAUGCUGCCAACCGCACCAAGGAGCUCACCAUCGUAGCCUGA